AAUCUUUAGCAACUGCAUAGCAAAAUGUCUUUUAGGUUACUACUAGGGCUUUUUAUUGAUAUCGUUUCACUGUGGUUGACUGGGCAACGCAUAAUAUAUUGAAUAUGCAAAUUUGUGUUAAAAGUUAAUAUAAAAUUUUCAUAACAAGUCAAAGUAAAGUAAAUUUCAAUUGCCUGACAUUGCUUUUGAACGCCAUAUGAUUUAGCUGAAAGAUUAUUGACUCUUAUCGCAUAUCAUUGGUCUUUAAUACCUUAUUCAGAGUUUAAGGUGCUCAAUAAAUGCAAUAUGAUGAGUUCUACAAUAAAUUUCUUUGCUGUAAGAAACGCUUGAAAAUAUAUGCUUCAUCAGAGAUACGUAGAUUUUGGUUAUGGAUGAAAGAGAGAAUUUAGCAAGCUUGGAAGAUAAAGGUGAUGAUAACAGUUGGAUAUGGCACGGAUUCCUAAAUGAAGGAGAUGUUGAUUUUCCGAAAUUGAAGACUAUAGAUGUUGCUCAGUUGCUGCAAGUUAAGUCGGUUUACGUUUCAGGGGGAUUCGACAAGAAUGGUUCUCCUUUGAUCAUCUUCCCACAUUCACAGAAAUUCGCUGAUAUCAGUCAGGAGGAUAUCGAAAAGAUCUUUCAUUAUCUUGUUCAACGAUUUGGUUCGGAUGAGAGAAAGAAAGGUUUCACUGCUUUAAUUGAUCGUCGUUCUGAGAACUGGAUGUCUGUAAAACUUGUCCUUGACCGAUUAAAGUUUUUGUUCACUGCCACAGCUGCCAUUCAAAAUGCAUAUGUCAUCAAGCCACAAGGAUUCUUUCAAAAAUAUUCCGAAAGCAGUUUUCGAUCUAACCAAUCAUACAAUUUUCAGGUCACCAUUUUAAAUGACAUCAAUGUUUUGUAUGAGUAUGUGGACAAGAGUCAGCUGACCCCAUGUCUCGGUGGCUCACUUAUGUACAAUCAUCAAGAGUGGGUACAAUACAGAACCGCCAUUGAUAGGUUUCGUGAAAAUUGCCGUGCUAUCGCCUCUCGCUUGGUAACUUUAAAGCAGAUAUUCGAUAAGACAAAUUUCUCUAUAUCUGAUAACCAAGAGACAGAGCACAUGCUAGAUGUUCAUGGUCAAAUGUGGAUUGAUGUUCGUGACGACAUUGAUAAUGCACUUAUGACGGGCAAAACGCAGCUAAAAUGCAUGAAGGGUGACGAAGAUUUGCUUGAGAGGCAAAUGUCUUCUUGCUUGGCAAUCUCACAAACCAGUGUUGCCGAUUUACAACAGUUAGUUGACGAAAUGUCUCGAGUUAAGGACAAGUUUGAGCAAGAGUGGACGUACCAUCAAAAAUGUGUUGUUCAAUCUUUGCAAUACAACUUUUUUGAGACAGAGUUUGUGGAGAUAAAAAAUUUGCUUGUGGAUGCGCAGAAGAAACUUUCGAGAAUGAAAGAGCUUGGUGAUUCGGUCACCGCGGCAAAGAAAUUGAAGAUUGACACAGAAUCUCUCAAGGAUGAAACAAAGGGUGUUGCAGAAAAACUGAAGGAUAUGUGCGAGAGAGGUGAAGUAAUGAUAAAAAAGGACAACUAUCACUCGAACAGUAUAAAGCUCAAAUGUAGCGAACUUGAAGAUUUAAACAAAGAUUUUGAAAAGAAACUUGAAGAACGGAUGCAUACUUUAAAUAAAUCAGCCGAAGUUCACGAAUGUUUAACUCAGGCUGGUAAAUGGUGCAAUGCUGGACUCGACAUUCUAGCUUCACAGCCUGCUGAACGGUUCCAGUCUCCUGAAGGUGCAGAAACAUCUCUCCGAGAGAUCGACGAUUUUUUAAAGAAGCCACAAGGUGUGAAUCUACGUAAACUUAAUCGAUUAGAAAAAACAACAAAGGAAUUGGGUGACGAAGUAUUGCUGGAACAAGUUCGAAUGGCCUUAAAACGUAUUAGUGAUGUAACGGAAAUGAUGAGGAACAGAGAGUUAAGUUUCAAGAAAAUGGUAAUAAAAAGACCCGUGCAAGAAGUUGCACCUGUUCUUCCUUCACACAGCCCAACAUCUCAAACCUCAAAAUCACCUCUCACAUCAAAGAGAAGAGGAGGCGUGAGUCCUUUGUUGCAUGUAAAGAAAGACAAUACCAAAGGACAAAAAACCGGUAGUUCCACGACUCAACGAGGUCCAAUAUCAAUUAUUGUCACCUCUGACUCAACCAGUACCACCAAAUCUCAAAUAACUCCAGGAGAACGUCCUCGUUCUGUCUCCGUAAAUAGUCCUCGUAAUUCCAACGAUUUUGAAGUGGAGGAUGAGGCAGUUUUAGUGACAAAACGAGCCCAAGUGAUGAAUGAACUAGUUGAAACAGAGAAAGUAUAUGUCAGUGAUCUUCAAUGCGUGGUCGAGGGCUACAUGAAACAAUAUCAUGACAGUAGUCCCAACCUACCGCGAAAGCUUAAGGGUAAAAAAGGAAUCAUAUUUGGAAACAUUUACGAGAUUUAUGAAUUUCACCGUGACAUAUUUCUGCGCGAUCUUGAGAAGUGUGCCAAUCAGCCGUUGCUUGUCGGCGAAGUGUUUUUGGCGAAAGAAAACGAGUUUCAAAUGUACGCUGCGUAUUGUAAGAACAAACCAAGCUCAGAGGCACUCAGAAAUGAGUGCGCUGAGGUCGAUUUCUUUGUAAAAUGUCAGGAAAGUCUUGGACAUCAGCUUCCUUUGCACGCUUACCUUUUGAAACCAAUUCAGCGAAUUACAAAAUAUCAGCUGAUCUUAAAGCAAAUGAUAAAGUACUCCCAAGCGUGCGUAGAGAGUUUAACAAGUUUGAAGAACGCUUUGGAUGCGAUGAUGAAAGUUUUAAAAAAUUUGAAUGAUGUUAUGCAUUCUACGUACAUUCGUGGCUUUCUUGGUAAAUUGAGCGAUCAAGGCAAGCUUCUGAUGCAGGACACUUUUAAUGUGCGACAGUCUAGAAAGAAACACGUCAUCAAUAUGAACCUCACUCAUUUUAAAGGCAAACCGCGACAGAUUUUCCUGUACGAGAAGCUCAUCGUGAUUACGAAGCGUGACGAUGAAGAAGCGAAGGACAAUGUCUUUUAUCAAUUUAAAAGCAGUUUGAAGUUAGUCGAUGUUGGUUUAACUGAAACAGUUAAGGAAGAUCCUCUCAAGUUUGGGCUUUUACACAAAAAGUCUGAAUUUUACACGUUGCAGGCACCAUCAGACGAUAUAAAAAAUCUCUGGGUGCAAGAAAUACGACGUUUACUUCAAUCACAGUUCUCUCUCGUCAAAGAAUCUAAAUCGCUUGCAAUGUCACCGGAGUUGUCUCCUAAAGACUAUCGUUCGUUUAACUGGGAACAAGAAAGAAGUACGAGCUCGGUUGAUAAUCAGCUUAAGGUUUCCAAUAAUAAUGAAGAAGAGUACAAUGAUGUUUUGACAAAAAGUGUCGAGGAAGGCGAUGAUUAUGAUGACUAUGAUGAAAAUGAAUGGUCAGAUGAUAGUGAAUGGUCUGAUGAUGAGGACGAAAAUACCACGAUUACGGAAGUGCCGUAUACUGAGGAACCUGAUAUAUAUUACGGUAUUGCAGACUACAAAUCUAUUGAAGAAACAGAGCUCAGCUUUUUGCAUGGUGAUAUUUUAUAUGUCUUGAGAGUUGGUGAUGGUGGAUGGUGGUAUGCGAGAUGUCAACGGACGUCUGACGAAGGCUGGGUUCCAGGAAGUUAUUUAGAAAAACGGGAUGUAGAUGUGCAAUAAUUUUAAAAAGUCUGUGUAUAGUUAUAUUAACAUGAUGUAUAUGCUCAACAAUGGGAAAGAAGAAAAAUGUACGAUCAAAGAAUUUUUUUUAAAACUGGUUUUAACCAAUUUUUUAGUUCACACUAGGUCCACAUUUUGAACAAUUUGUAGCUUUAAUUUGCCCAUAGCUUAAUUUAUAUCAUAAGAAUGAAUAAAUAAAACGCAGAGCUAUUGUUUUUACGUAAAA
Molecule: messenger RNA, 3902 nt
Organism: Xenia sp. Carnegie-2017
Lineage: Eukaryota; Metazoa; Cnidaria; Anthozoa; Malacalcyonacea; Xeniidae
Product: guanine nucleotide exchange factor DBS-like
Exons: 20
Coding region: 368-3676 (1102 amino acids)
Biological process (GO): intracellular signal transduction
Cellular component (GO): cytoplasm
Molecular function (GO): protein binding; guanyl-nucleotide exchange factor activity
Source: RefSeq, a predicted model, not a curated record